UGGCGAUUGAUGCGAUUAGUGAAUGAACAGUACCAAUCAUGGCAUAAAUGCAAUCCAACGCCGCAUGUAAACCCCAUGAACGCUGGUUGCUUAUGGAUGGACCACAGCAAAGUCAAAUCUCCGUCCGUCCAUGUACAUACAUAUCCGUAUGUAUGACACAUAUAUACAGUAAAACAAGGAAAAAGAACAUUACAUUAAUGAAUACACGAAAACCCUCGAUUGAUUCAGCUCGUCGCCGGCACCCGUUUCCUCAGCCCUACAGGAGAAAACAGAAGGCAAGAGAAUCAUGCAGUGCACAUCCGCCUGCGUCGGGUCUUUGAUCCAUGCCAUGCAGAGCCUCGCUCACACCUUCUGCCUGUGUUUCUGGGCCACGCCGCUCCGAUGUGAGGCCAGUGACUGCAAUCAAUCGAGAGAAAAUUCCCCUCCGCCUGUCACACGCAACACACAGCUACAGAGGGAAAGUAUGAGCGAGCUGCAUGCUCUGCGAUUGUCGGUCGCUGCGUAGAUGGGUACAUACUGGGUUCGCACGCACGUACGUGUCCGUCUGCCCGCCAUCAGCACCAAUUGGUGCCUCAGGUGCUUUUCGAGUAGGACAGAGCGAACCCCCGGGGGCAAAGGCUGCACACACAGACACACAGACGCCAGACACGGACAAGACAACCGGCAACUUCCUUCCUCCCGCAUCUCAACAAACCCGCGACUCCCCUCCCCGUGUGCGUGUAGUGUACCUCCGAUCCGUCGCUUCUUGGCCCUGGUGUACGACGCCUCGACAAACCGCACGAGGUCCUCCUUUCCCUUCACAGAGAGAACGCCACUGGCAGCAACGUAGGUGCUCUUGCACGCAUCGAGGUGCUUGAUCCUCUCCUCCGCAACCUCCGGGAGAAGCGAGGCCCUGAGCUGGGCAUCAACCUCCUCCUUGAAUUCAGGUAUCUGUGCCUGUAGCAGAGAGAACACGCUUCCUGUCAUCGCCGCCCCUUUCGCCGUAGACAUGGU
This is a messenger RNA of Vitrella brassicaformis, 993 nucleotides long. NCBI's taxonomy places the organism in Eukaryota, Vitrellaceae. The record is from the annotation of a GenBank genome assembly.